AUGGCGACCUCAACCAUUGCCCCGUCGCCUCAGACCGUCACGAGCCUGGUGCUGAAGCUGAGCGAUGCAGACCCGGACUUUCGGUUCAUGUCGCUAAACGACUUGCUGCAGCUGUUGCAGGUGGCCAAGCCUGACUUCCUGCUCCAUGACUACAACACAGCGGCCCGCGCAGUGGACGGCAUCAUCAAAACGCUAGACGACCAGAACGGCGAGGUUCAGAACUUGGCCAUCAGAUGCUUGGGUCCUCUUGUCGGCAAGGUGCCGUUGCCGAUUAUCGCGCCAAUGAUCGACAAGCUGUCGUCUCUCAAGCUCAGGAAUUCUGUCGACAAUGCUGUCCCGUCACUUGCACUUCGAUCCGUCAUCAUAGCUCUUCCUCGCCCCGUGCCUGGUAUCGCAGCCGCCGCCGAUGUUCAGACAGCGUACGACGCUAUUCACCGAGUCCUCAUUCCUCGAUUGAUAGGACCGGCGGCACCAGCUCAAGCUCGACAAGGCGGCAAGUCCACCUCGCUGGGUGCGCCACCAGGAAUCCUGCAAGAGGGCAAUGACCUACACCCCGAGGCCGUGGACGUCUUGAUCGAGGUUGUCCGAUGCUUCGGCCCCAUGCUGCAGUGCGUAGAGGUCGAAGCCAUGCAGCAAGUUGUUAUGCAACUACUCGAGAGCGAAAAGGGUACAUCGGUGGUGAAGAAGAGAGCUGUUGUUGCCAUCUCAAUGCUUGCCGUCUAUCUCGGGGACGAGCAUUUGGAACAUGUCAUACAAAAAUUGACCUCUGGCCUGGCCGAUGCCAACACUGGCGCCGUUACUCGGCGUCUCUAUAUUUCCAUAAUGGGCAGCAUGGCACGCUCCAUCCCCGCCCGGUUCGGCCCACACAUUGCCAAGGCUGCGCCCUUUGUCUUGCAGGCUCUUUCGGACGAAGAGCUUCAGAGGCAUCUUGAGAAAAUCAGUGACGGAGACGAUCUCGGACCAGAGUUCAACGAAGUCAGGGAGGCAGCGUUGGUGUCCAUGGAGGCUUUCCUAGCUUCCUGCCCCCAAGAGAUGCGCCCCUUUACCGAUGAUGUCAUGUCAUCUGCUCUGCGGUAUCUCAAAUACGACCCCAACUAUGCGGUUGAUGACGAUGAGGAUAUGGAUGUAGACGAGGACGAGGACGACGAUGAUGAUGAUGAUGACGAGUUUGACGCCGAUGAUGGAUUCGAGGAUGACGAUGAUGACGCAAGUUGGAAAGUCCGUCGAUGCGCUGCCAAGUUACUCUACACUCUCAUCUCAACCCGUGGAAGCGGCGACCUCUUGGAAAACGGAGUCUUGUACAAGCAAGCCGCCCCCUCGCUCAUCAAACGCAUUGAUGAGCGGGAAGAGAAUGUCCGGUUGGAGAUCAUAUCCGCCUUGGCACUUCUUGUGCGCAAGACUGGCGAGGGACUGCAUAUUGCGGACUUGUCCCUGGAUGACUCGGAAGCCGCCGCCGCGACGCAGGCGCCUCUCAAUCGCAAGCGGCGACGCCAGAGCAGUGCCGGCGCAGCGACCACUGUCUCACGGUUUAUGGCUGGCUCGGGUCUCGCCUCGCCCGCCUCGGAAAAGGUUCCUGCCACCGGCCCUCGAGCCGACCUGGCCCAGCUUACUUCUACGAUUGUCAAGGCUUCCAUCAAGCAGCUCAAGAGCAAGACGGUUUCUACAAAGCAAUCCAUUGUCAAUCUGCUGGACGACAUCGUACUGGCACAAUCUGGAGGCUUGGCAACCUUCUUUGCCGACUUGAUUGGUCCAAUCCUGGAAGCGGCAAAGGCAACCGGCCAUGGCGCCGCCGCAUCUUCACUGGCGACUGCGGGUGGUUCUGCUUCUGCUACUCCGAGCACUCUCCGAGUUGCCACGUUGAGGCUGCUGAGUGACACGCUAAAAACUCAUUCAUAUUCGGCUCUCCAGCCCUACCUAGCAAAGAUUGUUGCCGGCGUCACUGCAGCAGUCCACGACCGGUUCUACAAGAUCUCGAGCGAGGCCAUUCGAACCGCGGAGGAGCUCGUCAAAGCCAUCGCGUCCCCGCGCUCUCGAAAUGCAGGCUCAACAACACACAGGGCGGAGCUGGAAUCACUCUACAAUGUCCUAAUGGAUAGGUGCUCCGCAAACGACGCCGACGCCGAGGUUCGCCAAAGAGCGAUCCACGCUUUGGGGGUCCUGGUAUCGAGAACGUUGGGAGAAGACGCCGGCUUGCUCCCUGCCGAGAAACGCCAGCUGGCUCUCGACGUCCUGAGAGAGAGGCUCAAGAAUGAGACCACCAGGCUUGCCGCGGUCCGCGCCGUUGAUAAUGUUGCAGCCUUCGCCUCGAGCCCUGGCCAAUUGGAUGAGCUUUGGACUCAAGAUGUAGCGCUCGAGCUUUCAGCUCAGCUACGAAAGGCCAACAGAUCUCUCCGUGGAUCCAGCGUCAACGCCUUGAAAAACCUGAUUCUCGCUCCUGCUGCAAAGAAUCAGCUCAAACGGGCUACGGUCGAGGGAGUUGUCUCGGCGUUGAUGCCGGCCAUUACAGACGGCGACACUCAUCUUCUAGGACCUGCGCUCCUGAUCUUGGCUAGUCUGGCUCCCGAGAACCCAGAAAUCGUUGUCUCGGAGGACAUGAUAGGCGCACUUUGCCAGCUCUUGACAUCUCACUUUGCCGGCAUCGUACUGGAUCAGCUUCUUGAACUGGUUGCCAGAAUCGGCGAGAGCGGUGCCAGCAAGCCUCUGAUGAAGGGAAUUCUCGCCAAAGUCAGCAUAUCUGGAGAUCCCUCGGUCGUGGGAAAGGUUAUAGGAACGCUUCUUGUCAGGGGAGACGCUUCGGCAGGGGUUUCCAUCGACAGCUUCAUCGCAGAGCUCCAACGCAGUUCCAGAAGCGGCGAUGAAGCCCGCGUCUGCCUCGCUCUAACCGUCCUAGGCGAGACUGGUAUGCGACUCGGUCCGGCAUCGCCCAUGAGGCCGGACCUGUUCUUGAGUCAGUUCCACGCAGAGCCGGACAAGGUGUCCCUCGCUGCCUCGAUUGCUCUCGGUCGCGCCGGAUCCGACAACGUUGCACACUUCCUCCCGGUGGUCUUGGACAAGAUGCAGGCUGGGGGAAACACGCAAUACCUCCUCAUUCAGUCCAUCAAGGAGAUACUUCAGUCUGUCACAGGUCAAUCUGUCGCCGAUCUGCUCGAGUAUGCAGUUCCCAUUUGGGAGCAGCUUCUCAGGGCUUCCGAAACGGCCGACAACAGGGCCGUAUGCGCAGAGUGCGUGGGCCGGCUCGUGACGCUCGAUCCCGGGACAUUCAUGCCCAAGCUACAGACUUUACUCAAGGACAAAUCGUCGGGAAUACGCGGCAUGGCAGUCCAGGCCGUCCGAUACACUCUGCCCGAAACUGAAGAGUUGUUUGAUGCUAUGCUCAAGGCGACGCUCAUCAGCAUGCUCUUUACCAUGUUGCAGGAUGCGGACACGGAAAUCAGAAGACUGGCAAUGACGACACUGAACUCUGCAGCUCACAACAAGCCCGACCUGAUACUGCCGCAUCUCGGGGAGCUCAUGCCGUUUGUGUUGGCUGAAUCCGUCAUCAAGCCGGAACUUGUCAAGGAAGUCAUGCUGGGUCCAUUCAAGCAUACCGUGGAUGAUGGAUUAGAAGUUCGAAAGAGCGCGUAUGAAACUCUGUACGCCCUCAUGGAAACAGCGUUUACGCGCAUCAACAACAUCGACUUUUACGACCGUGUUGUCGCCGGCCUCAAGGAUGACAAUGACAUCCGGCAGCUCUGCAACCUCAUGGUGACGAAGCUCAUCGUGAUUGACCCCGACGAAACUGCUCGCAGACUCGACUCCAUUGCAGAGGCGUACAGGGGCGUCUUGUCGGUCAAGCUCAAGGACAAUGCCGUCAAGCAGGACGUCGAGAAGCAGGAAGAAGCAAUCAAGAGCGUUUUGCGCGUCACCCUGCUGCUGGGGGAAAAGAUGAAGGCCAUGACAGGCAACGCCGGGGCCGUGAUGAGCAACGCAGGAGCGCCUGGCGUGUGGGCGUCGUACUGGGAACGCGUCAACAAGGAGUUUGAAAAGCAGCUGAGAGGGCUUCGUGACGAGACCAAAGAGCUGCAGACCCGUAUGAUUUGA
Molecule: messenger RNA, 4080 nt
Organism: Ustilaginoidea virens
Lineage: Eukaryota; Fungi; Ascomycota; Sordariomycetes; Hypocreales; Clavicipitaceae
Exons: 4
Coding region: 1-4080 (1359 amino acids)
Biological process (GO): protein ubiquitination; SCF complex assembly
Cellular component (GO): nucleus
Source: RefSeq, a predicted model, not a curated record